Molecule: messenger RNA, 3069 nt
Organism: Nothoprocta perdicaria
Lineage: Eukaryota; Metazoa; Chordata; Aves; Tinamiformes; Tinamidae
Product: E3 ubiquitin-protein ligase HUWE1-like
Exons: 26
Source: RefSeq, a predicted model, not a curated record
UCCCCGCAGCCGGUGCCCGCGUCGCCGCCGCCGCGGCCAUGGACUGGCUCUGAUUCCCGGCGCCGCGUGCCGACGAGCGAGCCAAGAUGAAAGUGGACAGGACUAAGCUGAAGAAAACCCCCACGGAGGCGCCCGCGGACUGCAGGGCCCUCAUCGAGAAGCUCAAGGGCUGCAGUGACGAGCAGCUGCUGGCCGAGCUGCAGCAGAUCAAGACAUGGAACAUCGGGAAGUGCGAGCUCUACCACUGGGUGGACCUGCUGGACCGCUUCGACGGCAUCCUGGCGGAGGGCGGCCGCGCCGUGGAGGCCAUGGCCUGGCUGCUCGCCUGCGACCGGCCGCAGCGGCAGCAGCUCAAGGCGCUGCUGCUCGCCGUGCUCAACUUCACGGCGCUGCUCAUCGAGUACAGCUUCUCGCGGCACCUCUACAGCUCCAUCGAGCACCUCACGACGCUGCUGGCCUCGUCGGACAUGCAGGUGGUGCUGGCCGUGCUCAACCUGCUCUACGUCUUCAGCAAGCGCUCCAACUACAUCACGCGCCUGGGCUCCGACAAGCGCGCGCCGCUGCUCUCCCGCCUGCAGCACCUGGCUGAGAGCUGGGGCGGCAAGGAGAACGGCUUCGGGCUGGCCGAGUGCUGCCGCGACCUGCACAUGCUGAAGUACCCGCCGAGCGCCACCACGUUGCACUUCGAGUUCUACGCGGAGCCGGGCGCCGAGGUUAAGGUGGAUAAGCGGGCCACCAGCACCACGUUGCACUACAUCCACAUCGAGCAGCUGGACAAGAUUUCGGAGAGCCCCUCGGAGAUCAUGGAGUCGCUCACCAAGAUGUACAGCAUCCCCAAGGACAAGCAGAUGCUGCUCUUCACGCACAUCCGCCUGGCGCACGGCUUCUCCAACCACAAGAAGCGGCUGCAGGCGGUGCAGGCGCGGCUCCACGCCAUCUCCAUCCUCGUCUACUCCAACGCGCUGCAGGAGUCGGCCAACAGCAUCCUCUACAACGGCCUCAUCGAGGAGCUCGUGGACGUGCUGCAGAUCACCGACAAGCAGCUCAUGGACAUCAAGGCGGCCUCGCUGCGCACGCUCACCUCCAUCGUGCACCUCGAGCGGACGCCCAAGCUGAGCAGCAUCAUCGACUGCACGGGCACCGCCUCCUACCACGGCUUCCUGCCCGUCCUCGUGCGCAACUGCAUCCAGGCCAUGAUCGACCCCUCCAUGGAGCCCUACCCGCACCAAUUCGCCACGGCGCUCUUCUCCUUCCUCUACCACCUGGCGAGCUACGACGCGGGCGGCGAGGCCCUGGUGUCGUGCGGGAUGAUGGAGGCKCUGCUCAAGGUGAUCAAGUUCCUGGGCGACGAGCAGGACCAGAUCACGUUCGUGACGCGGGCCGUGCGCGUCGUGGACCUCAUCACCAACCUGGACAUGGCCGCCUUCCAGUCGCACAGCGGCCUCUCCAUCUUCAUCUACCGCCUCGAGCACGAGGUGGACCUGUGCCGCCGCGAGUGCCCCUUCGUCAUCAAGCCCAAGGUGCAGCGCCCGGCGGCCGCCGCCGCGCCCGAGGGCGAGGACAUGGAGACCGACAUGGAGGGAGUGCAGUGCAUCCCGCAGCGCGCCGCCCUGCUCAAAUCCAUGCUCAACUUCCUCAAGAAAGCCAUCCAGGACCCGGCUUUCUCCGAYGGCAUCCGGCACGUCAUGGACGGCUCGCUGCCCACCUCGCUCAAACACAUCAUCAGCAACGCCGAGUACUACGGGCCCUCGCUYUUCCUGCUGGCGACGGAGGUGGUGACGGUGUUCGUGUUCCAGGAGCCCUCGCUGCUCUCCUCCCUGCAGGACAACGGCCUCACCGACGUCAUGCUGCACGCGCUGCUCAUCAAGGACGUGCCGGCCACRCGGGAGGUGCUGGGCUCGCUGCCCAACGUGUUCAGCGCGCUGUGCCUCAACGCGCGCGGCCUSCAGUCGUUCGUGCAGUGCCAGCCCUUCGAGCGCCUCUUCAAGGUGCUGCUCUCGCCCGACUACCUGCCCGCCAUGCGGCGCCGCCGCAGCUCCGACCCGCUGGGCGACACGGCCUCCAACCUGGGCAGCGCCGUGGACGAGCUCAUGCGGCACCAGCCCACGCUCAAGACGGACGCCACCACGGCCAUCAUCAAGCUCCUGGAGGAGAUCUGCAGCCUGGGCCGGGACCCCAAGUACAUCUGCCAGAAGCCCUCCAUGCAGAAGGCGGACGGCACGGCGGCGGCGCCGCCGCCCCGCUCGCCCCACGCCGCCGAGGAGGCGUCCAGCGAGGACGAGGAGGAGGAGGAGGUGCAGGCCAUGCAGAGCUUCGGCGCCGCGCAGCAGAGCGACGYCGAGCCCAGCCAGCAGGUGGUGGGCACCGAGGAGCGCAUCCCCAUCCCGCUCAUGGACUACAUCCUUAACGUGAUGAAGUUUGUGGAGUCCAUCCUGAGCAACAACACGACGGACGACCACUGCCAGGAGUUCGUGGCGCAGCGCGGGCUGCGGCCGCUCGUCACCAUCCUGGGGCUGCCCAACCUGCCCGUGGACUUCCCCACGUCGGCCGCGUGCCAGGCCGUGGCCGGCGUCUGCAAGUCCAUCCUGACGCUGUCGCACGAGCCCAAGGUGCUGCAGGAGGGGCUGCUGCAGCUGGACGCGGUGCUGUCGGCGCUGGAGCCGCUGCACCGGCCCAUCGAGGCGCCGGGCGGCUCGGUGCUGCUGCGCGAGCUGGCGGCGGCGGGCAGCGUGGCCGACGCGACGCUCUCGGCGCAGGCCACGCCGCUGCUGCACGCGCUCACCGCCGCGCACGCCUACAUCAUGAUGUUCGUGCACACGUGCCGCGUGGGGCAGAGCGAGAUCCGCGCCAUCUCCGUCAACCAGUGGGGCUCGCAGCUGGGGCUCAGCGUGCUGGGCAAGCUCAGCCAGCUCUACUGCUCGCUCGUGUGGGAGAGCACCGUGCUGCUCUCGCUCUGCACCCCCAACAGCCUGCCGCCGGGCUGCGAGUUCGGGCAGGCCGACAUGCAGAAGCUGGUGCCCAAGGAGGAGAAGGCGGCGCCCAGCCCGGUGCAGGGCGCCAGGAGAGCGG